Molecule: messenger RNA, 1707 nt
Organism: Achroia grisella
Lineage: Eukaryota; Metazoa; Arthropoda; Insecta; Lepidoptera; Pyralidae
Product: UDP-glucosyltransferase 2-like
Exons: 9
Coding region: 151-1707 (518 amino acids)
Molecular function (GO): UDP-glycosyltransferase activity
Source: RefSeq, a predicted model, not a curated record
UACCAUGUUGUGUUAUUAAAUAAUAAUGAAAUAAGUAUUAUAAGCGUAAUAACAUCGUGCCCGUGUUAAAACAGAAUUAUGAACAAUUUCUGUAUGUGAAAAGACUUAAUUAGAGUAAUAUCAAAAAUAUACAAUCGGAAAGAAUAAAGAAUGGACAAGUUACUAUGUUUGUUACUACUGACGAUCAUGAACGGAGGUUUUUCGGAGAGCUACAAAAUAUUAGUAUCAUUUCCUGUACCUAGUCAGAGUCAUAAAAUACUUGGCGAUGGGGUGGUCAGAAAUUUAUUGAAUGCUGGACAUGAGAUUACCUACAUAACAUCAUUCCCAGUGUCAAAUCCAAACCCAAAUCUGCGAGUAAUUGAAGUAGCUAACAAAUUUCAAGAUAAUCUUAAUUUAAAGGCUAUAAUAAAUAAGGAAGUAGAUAUGAAAGACUGGAAAUUAUUCUUCGACAUGGUAGCCAACUUGAACAAUGGUACUCUAUGGAACGAGAAUGUACAGAAACUAUUGAAUGAUCCAAACGAACGAUUUGAUUUAUUUAUAACUGAAUGGUUUUAUACUGAGGUACAAAUAGGAAUGGCAGCUGUAUUUGAUUGUCCUUAUAUAUGGGUAUCAACAGUGGAGCCACACUGGUUAAUAACGAGGCUCGUUGACGAAUAUUUACAUCCUGCGUAUAAUCCUGACAUCAUGUUAAGCAGUUCAACACCAUUCAACUUCCAAGAACGCAUAGAGCAAUUGACUACCCAGAUUACAAUGACGGCAGUCAGAAUGUUUUAUUUAAAUGGAAUCGAGGAAAAGACAUAUACAGAUGUGUUUGAAACAAUAAUAUCAAAAAGGGGUAGAACAUUACCUCCAUUCAAACAAGUUUUAUACAAUGCAUCGUUAGUAAUAGGGAACUCACACGUGUCAUUAGGACAAGCCACGAGGUUACCCCAGAAUUACAAGUCUCUAGGUGGAUAUCAUAUUGAUGAUGUAAAAAAAACACCGCUUCCAGAGGACUUAAAACAGUUAUUAGACAAUGCGAAGAAUGGAUUAAUAUAUUUUAGUAUGGGUUCAAUUUUGAAAAGCAAAGAUAUGCCAGAAGAAAUGAAAACUGGACUACUGAGAAUAUUUGGCGAGUUGAAAUAUACGGUGCUUUGGAAAUUCGAGGAACCUAUUGCCAAUCUUCCAAGUAACGUCCAUGUAAUACAGUGGGCACCGCAACAAAGCAUUUUAGCGCAUCCGAAUUGUAUUCUCUUUAUAACACACGGAGGUCUUCUGUCGACGACAGAAGCAGUUUACUUCGGGAAGCCCAUGAUAGGGAUACCAGCAUUUGCUGAUCAAUUUGCAAAUGUUGACAGAAUGGUGAAGAAAGGUUUUGCGAAGAAAGUUGAUUUAACUCUCUCACUGGGUGAUGAUCUGAAGGCAAUAAUUUUGGAUAUUCUCAAGGAUUCUAGUUAUACAGAAAAAGCGAAGCAGCUAUCAUUUAUAUACCAUGACAGACCGGUGCAUCCGGGCGCGGAGCUGGUGCACUGGGCGGAGCACGUGGUGAGGACGCGCGGCGCCCCGCACCUGCGCUCGCCCGCCCUCGCAGUGCCUCUCUACCAAAAGUUGUAUCUCGAUCUUAUAGCUGUAAUUGUAAUCUUUAUUAUAAUAAUUAUAUAUGUAAUAAAACGUGUUAGUUCAUUAUUAUUUAAUAAAAAUAAAAUUAAAACUAAAAAGUUGAACUAA